Messenger RNA from Lagenorhynchus albirostris (white-beaked dolphin), 1673 nucleotides. It is a transcript of the gene UBXN2A, whose product is annotated as UBX domain protein 2A. Gene Ontology annotation, molecular function: ubiquitin binding. Lineage: Eukaryota; Metazoa; Chordata; Mammalia; Artiodactyla; Delphinidae. Bases 261 to 890 code for a protein of 209 amino acids. Gene Ontology annotation, biological process: nuclear membrane reassembly; membrane fusion; autophagosome assembly. Gene Ontology annotation, cellular component: cytosol; nucleus. The record is from RefSeq and is a predicted model, not a curated record. The transcript is spliced from 7 exons.
GCGCGCUCUCGGGUCUGCGCAGAGCCGGCCUCGGCGCGUCCUCGGCGCCGGGCGGCAGUGACCGAGGGAGGCGCGCAGGGUCGCAGCGGCGCGGCAGCCGAGCUUGAGAGGGUCUGGGGACAGUAGUGCUCCCAGUGUGAGGGGCGGCGGCGCGGCGGCGGCGGCGCCCGCGGUCCCUGAGCGAAUUGAGGACGAGGCCGCGAGGCGACGGCGCGGCGGGGCCCCCUCCAGCGGCCGCGCCCGGAGUAAGGCAAAAGAGAAUGAAAGAAGUAGAUAAUCUUGAAAGUAUAAAGGAAGAAUGGGUUUGUGAAACAGGAUCUGACCACCAACCUCUUAGUGAUAAUCAACAAACAAAUUGUGAAUAUUUUGUUGACAGCCUUUUUGAGGAAGCUCAGAAGGUUGGUGCCAAAUGUUUGUCUCCCACUGAACAAAAGAAACAGGCAGAUGUAAGUAUAAAAUUAUGGAAAAAUGGAUUCACAGUCAAUGAUGAUUUCAGAAGUUAUUCUGAUGGUGCAAGUCAGCAGUUUCUGAACUCCAUCAAAAAAGGAGAAUUACCUUUAGAAUUACAGGGAGUUUUUGAUAAAGAGGAGGUCGAUGUUAAAGUUGAAGAUAAGAAAAAUGAAGUAUGUAUGUCAACGAAGCCUGUGUUCCAGCCCUUCUCAGGACAGGGUCACAGACUGGGAAGUGCUACACCAAAAAUUGUUUCUAAAGCGAAGACUAUUGAAGUUGAGAAUAAAAAUAAGUUGUCUACUGUCCCACUAAACAGUCUGGAACCCAUCACUAAUAUACAGAUCUGGUUAGCCAAUGGGGAAAGGAUUGUCCAGAAAUUUAACAUUUCUCAUAGAAGUCCAGAGGGAAGCAGUUCAGAGCUGCUAGAUCAAAAGUCAUGACUCCAGUAUUGUUAAUCUGCGGAUCUCAGCACCAGUUAACUUGAGGUCUUCAGAUAGCCUGUUGGCACCAGCCAUCACAUUUGCAUUUCAUCAUUUCAUCCAAUAGAAGAAGCAUGCCCAUUCCCUUUUUGAAAGAAGCUAUUGAGAUGUAAUUCACAUACCUUAAAAUUUACCCAUUUAAAGUGUACAACUCAGUGUUUUUUGUAUAUUCACAGGAUUGUGCAGCCAUCACAAUCUGAUUUUAGAACAUUUUUAUCUCUGAAAGAAACCCCAUGGGGCUUCCCCUGGUGGCACAGUGGUUGAGAGUCCGCCUGCCGAUGCAGGGGACACAGCUUCGUGCCCCCGUCCGGGAAGAUCCCACAUGCCGCGGAGCGGCUGGGCCCGUGAGCCAUGGCCGCUAAGCCUGCGCAUCCGGAGCCUGUGCUCUGCAACGGGUGAGGCCACAACAGUGAGAGGCCCACGUACCGCAAAAAAAUAAAUAUAAAAAAUAAAAGAAACCCUAUUAAUAGUCUUUCUCCACCCUCAGUUCUAGACAGCCACAAGUCUACAUUCUUUCUAUAGGUUUAUUUAUUUGGACAUUUUCAUGUAAAUGGAAUCAUACAAUAUGUGGUCUUUUGUGACUGGCUUUAUUCACACAUAAUGUUUUCAAGGUUCAUCCAUGUCGUUUUUAUUGCUGAAUAAUAGUCCAUUGUAUGAAUAUUCCUAACAUCCUAAAUAGCCAUUAGUUGAUGGACAUUUAGGUUGUUUCCACUUUUUAGCUAUUAAAAAUAGUGCUGCUAUGAA